Molecule: messenger RNA, 775 nt
Organism: Cynara cardunculus var. scolymus (artichoke)
Lineage: Eukaryota; Viridiplantae; Streptophyta; Magnoliopsida; Asterales; Asteraceae
Product: GPN-loop GTPase 3-like
Exons: 5
Coding region: 383-649 (88 amino acids)
Source: RefSeq, a predicted model, not a curated record
AUAGUUCACAGGGAAGAGGCUUCUGAAGGUGGGUGGGACAACCUCACAGGGAAUCUCUUCCUUGAUAGGGACGAAAUCUCUCUUGCAAUCGGACAAUAAAACUCUAUUCUCUGUUUUCCCACCUUCUUUCUUUAUCAAUCACCAUCGUUGAUUCUAAGGUUGUAUUGUUAUGCUUCAUCUCUCAAUUCGGUUUUUAUGGCUUACCCUGGUGCCCUGAACUCGUUGUAUGCCUUUGUUGUUUGGAUUGCAUCAUACGCUCUUGUUGCAAUUAUUGGGUUGUUUCAGCUCUCUACUUUUAUUGGAAACUCUAUUUUCAAUCGGUAAAGCAUUUGAAGAGGGGGUUGGGAGGAUAUAGAAAGAUCAAGAUACAGUGAAAGAGAUUAUGGGUUGCACACAUUUAGUAAGUGGAAAGACUACUUAUCGCACUAGCUUAUACCAACACUUUGAAGCUGCUCGACAGACAAUUCAUACUGUGAAAUCAGAUUCUGCUUCAAAAAAAAUUAACCAUCCUGUUAUGGAAGAGCUUGGACUUGGUCCAAAUGGUGAUCUUAUGCAACACCUUGAAGAAAAAGUGAAAACUGAAGAGCUGGAAUAUUACAUAGAGGAUCAUUGUCUAGUUUUUGACAGAAAUGGGGUGAAGAUGGAUUAAAGGAGCUGCAAAUAAUUAAUUAUAGAGUGGUUUUGUUAGUAACCUUGUCCCAUGCCAAUCUUUUAAGUUCUGAUUUGGUUCAAAUCAUUCAUCCUCCAUAUGGAAUAAAAGAUACAUUCUUUAUCA